This is a messenger RNA of Rhincodon typus (whale shark), 3559 nucleotides long. RefSeq names its product transmembrane protein 106C-like. Bases 73 to 852 code for a protein of 259 amino acids. The transcript has 7 exons. Lineage: Eukaryota; Metazoa; Chordata; Chondrichthyes; Orectolobiformes; Rhincodontidae. The record is from RefSeq and is a predicted model, not a curated record.
CGCGCAUGCGCGGUAUAAAACGCCCCGCCCCGUGACUGGGUGCUGUUGGGGUGGUUAGUGGUGUGUGCAGUGAUGGGAUCGCAGGUUUCAGCUCGAACUGGCCGGGGCCGCCUGAGGAAAGAGCGGGCUUUGGACGCUGAGAGCAGUGAAGAUUUACUGGGCGACGAUAGACAGGAGGACAUUGCGCGGUUCCCUUAUGUAGAGUUCACUGGCAAGGACAGUGUCACCUGUCCGACUUGCCAAGGCACCGGCCGCAUCCCGAAAGGGCUGGUCAAUGAAUUGGUGGCCCUGAUCCCAUACAGUGACCAGAGGCUGCAGCCACAAAGAACGAAAUUGUAUGUCUUCAUAUCCAUAUUCGUGUGCUUGCUGAUAUCUGGAUUGGUUGUCUUCUUCCUGUUCCCUCGGUCAGUGGUUGUGAACGAUGAUGGAAUUAGAGUGGUCCUUGUGAAGUUUGACAACAAUAACUCCAGAGUCUUCAUUGACAUGACCAGUACCCUCAACAUUAGCAAUUCCAAUUUUUAUACAGUUUCUGUGGAUUCACUCACCUGUCAGGUCCAGUAUAUGAAAACUGUGAUUGGAACAAAGCAGCUGAGCAAUGUUUCUGUUAUACCUCCUCUGAGUGAGAAACAGGUGAACUACACUGUUCGAAUGGAGUUUAGUGGUUCUCUGACAUAUGUAUACACCUUUUGCACAAUGCCAUCAAUCAAGGUCCACAACAUUGUUGUCUUCAUGCAGACCACAGUGAAAAGCUCCUAUUUGGGACAUCCAUCGCAGAAUUCUCUGGAAGCAUACCGCUAUCUGGAUUGUGGGUCCAAUUCUACAGUAUAUAGAAGACCUCCUUUGAAACAUUGAGACCUCUAUGGUGUGAAUGGGAAUGAUGGUUCAAAGCAACUUCUUCAGUUCUUCUGGUUCCAUUAACAUGGGACUUCUCCAUUUUUAGCUGGAAAGUGACUGCAGCAAGUAGAUUUUGAAAGGAGUCUUCUGUUUCUGCACCCUCCUUCUGUUUUUUUUGUAAGGCAAGAUGGCCAUGUCCAGCAUCUUUAACAUUGUGUGCUUUUAACCAAAAAAGGUUUGAGAGCAAUGCUUUCAACCAUCCUGAGCAGCUGUUUUUUUCCAAUUAAUGUUCCUUCCUACGGCAAUACCUUUUGUUUCAAAACCUACCUCCUGUGUGCCAUGUUGUCUGUUCUCCAAAUUUCAUACAAGAGUCUCUCAGUAAUGGGACUUUUUACAACGUAAACAUGCAUACAAGUUAAUGUACUCUCAAAGCCUCACCAGACCUGUGAUGUUUUUGUCACUAUCACCCACUCUGAAUUCCACUCCCUAGUUUGCGUUAGACUAAACUUGAUUGCUUCUCCCUCCUAAGUUGUUUUUUUUUUUUAAAAAUAGACCUCUUGCACCCUGGUGCUUUCCCUUUUCAUUUACAAGGUUGUAAAUGUCCUUGGAUCUAAAAUGUAGCCAAAAGAACCUCCAGGUUAAAACAACAGGCUUAAACACACCAAGUUAGCCUAGGGGCAUUCAAUAGCUUCAACACAAGUUGAUGCAAAUGUUGGGUGUGAAUUAUUUGCACCAAUAGAUAUCUGUAAAGCUUUCACAUUUGAAUUGAGAAUCACUAACUAGGAAGUAUGUGAACAGAGGAUUGCAAGCCAAGUCAAAUGAAGGACUAAACCAAUGCAUCGCAAAUUAACACUUUAUGAUGGAGAUUUUAUAUUAAACCACCUUGAUGCAUUUUUGAAGUUGUGUAUAUUUUUACAAUGUCUGCAUUCCUACCACAGUAAUAUUCAAAACCCAAACUAUUGGUUUUACAGGUUAACUUGUUGCAUGGCUAACAAAAACACUAAUUUUUAUUAUGUAGCCUGAUGCAAGCAGCUUUCCACCCCCCCACUUCAACCCCUAAAAUUAUUAUUGAUAUUGACUGCUUCUGGUUUAGUGGUUUUUUCCUCCAGCUAUGCCACUUAUUUUCUUUUUUUUGGUGCACUGAUGUCUAUUGACUGUUCAGUGAUUUGUAUAUUUAAAUGGCCGUACCUACUUUUUGUAUGAGUGCAGAAGGUAAACACUGACAGCUGACGUCAUGUUCAGAUUACCAAAAUAGAAGGGAACGGGUCUUUGCACGGUUUGCCAAUUGCUGUGUCCCCUAAAGGUGACAUUCAUGAAUGUUUUAGCUUUCCCUAUGGGCCAAACUGAACUUCUACAAAGGGAAGACUGAAGAAAUAGGAGAAUCUCCAUAACUAGGAAAGAAUGGAUUUUAUUUUGUAAUUUAUUCUAGAUGUUUUUGUACUCCCAGGGUAUUGUAUAUGAUAAGAGACAGACAGGAUUUGUAAAAGUGGAACAAAAAACAAACACUGGAAGCUUGCUGUGAAUUGAUUUAACUCAAAAGCAAAACUGAAGUUUGCCAAGUCUAAUCUCUCGAACUAACAUGGAUAAUGCAUUUUUUGUGUUGGGAAGAUUGGAAUAUUGAUUUUGAUUUGCUGGUGUAACAUGUAAAGAAACCCUACCUUCUAUCUGUGUGCUAGGCUGUAAAAAUGUAACUAGCCAACAACUGAGUAGUUGUUCAAUAUCACAAUGUAGUAACAAAAGCAAUGGUAGGUAGGAACCCCAAAGACAAGGUUCAAAACUUGAGAUACCAAGCAAGUGACUGUCGGUAAUACUGGAGAGGGGAAAAGAGAAUGGCUUUCCUAAAAUGUAACUCCUCAUCUUUGCCCUUUUUCGGGUUCUGGUAAACGCUGUCCAGUUAAUAUCACUGAUUUCAGUUUCCUCUCUUAGCUGACAGUAUGAAAACCCCCCCCUAACAAAUUGUGUAGGCCAGUAUCAUACUUGUGAUAUGAGGAUUGUUUUUAGUUCAACAUUAAAGCUCUUGAAGCAAUCUCUCCAGCAUUUUUACAAUGCAAAGUUAAGUUGACAGUUUGAAAAUUUCAUUCACUGUUGGAGGCUGCUGCACAAGUCUUCCUUUGCCACCCUUCAUUCAAAGAAGUGAGCUAAUGCUUUAGACCCAUUGUUUCACACCAAUGGUGAAUAUGAUAGAAAGUUAACCCUAAAAUGUGCACAGGCUUGUGGUUUGAGCAAUUGGCUGUAUUAACAAGAUAUUUCUGACUUGAAACAAGACCCCAGUAAAUUGCUUCUUCUGUGCAAGUGACUUGAUUCCUAACACUUCACCAUUGGGCAAAUAUUGGAACUUCUGAGGUAGCUUUUGGACAAUCAUAUCACAGAUUUCCUGUUUCAGUGGCUGUGUUUUGAUUCUUCUGUAGAAGGGCUGUUUUUUUUAAAUCAAUUGUGUAUUGUAUACCGGAAAGAGAAAUUUAGGCCUGACCAGGCUGGAAUGUCUUGGCACUCUGAACUGAUGUGCAUUGUUUAAAUGUAAUGCUGUCAGUUAUUGAGCACUUUUUUCAAAUAAAUGUUUAUGGGACUAAUGUAUUGGCUUAUUUCAGUGGUGGUAUGAACAGUUGCUCUGGGCUUUUAAAUGUUUCUUGCUACUGUACUAUAUUGCAUUUACUAGAUUGUGAAUCUAGUACCAUGCCUUGGCUGUAUAAUCUUUUUAAAUGAGCUAUUAAAGUAACUAUCUAAG